UAGUAGAAAACUAAGAUCUUCAAACACUUGCUGACUUGAGGAAAAAAAGAAGGUGAUUAGGGUAUCAAUGUUGGAGGGUGGGGGAAAGCCAUGAACAUAUUAAUCUGUCCUUAUUCAAAACUUUUUGUCUAUUCCUCUAUAUACUAUUACUAUAUGCGUGACAUCAAUUUGUUGCAAUUAAGAACUUGAAACCAAAUAGAAAAAAAAAAAAAAAAAAAAAAAAAAAAAAAAAAAACAUUGAAAACUUCCUUGAUGAAUGCUAUGAUACAACACGUCACAUUAGCCAAAAGAUUCCUCUAUUCUUGGCAUUGAGCAAACAUAUUUAAUUGUUGUUGAAAAGGGUCUAUUAGGACAGGUUGCGUCUACCACGACUUUGAAACCCUUUUUUUUUUUUUUAUUCUUCUUGUUAUUAGUCGUGUGUAUAUAUAAAUCCUGUUCCCUAACACUUGGAAAUAGAGCUAACAAGCAACAAAAACUGUCUAAGACCUUUAGACAAAAUCUCCAAUUUUAUUCCCUCUAAAAAUAUGGAGUGUGAAAAUUUUCAGGCAAAUUACAUUAAUCCAUUUCUUGAAUAUAGCCACUUAGAAACCACAUUUCCUUGGCAAAAUACUAGUAUUAUGAGCCCUCAACGUUCCAUCCAAGAUUUUGUGACCGUUGUUAAUGAUGUUGACAUACUAGACUAUUUCCCAAAUGACUUUGAUUUCAUCGAUGGAGCUUUCGACUCACCCCUUCAAAACUCUCAACAAUUGUCCUUAUUUUCCAGCCCACAACAAGUUGUUCAGGGCGAUACUGAAUCCUUGACAGAGGGUCAAAAAUUACGUGUCUGCAAUCCCCGUCUCAAAUUCCUUGAAGAUCAGCUCAUGGAGGAAACAAGUGUAACUGAUCUUCUUCUCAUGGGAGCUGAAGCUAUUGAAGCUGGAAAUCUUGAUCUUGCUUCUAUAGUUGUCUUGAGACUAAAUACAAUCCUUUCUGAUCAAGAAAACAAAGAAAAUUCCCCUGUUGAAAGAUUGGCUUUGUAUUUCACACAAGGCUUGUUAUGCAAGACCUUGAAUAAUUCACCCGAAUUGUUGAAUGAGAAUCAAUAUCAACCAUCGCCUUCAAUGACCGCAUUUCAAAUGCUUCAAGAAAUCUCCCCUUAUGUGAAAUUUGCUCAUUUCACCGCAAAUCAAGCGAUUCUUGAAGCAACACAAGGGAGCCAACAAGUUCACAUAUUGGAUUUUGACAUCAUGGAAGGCAUCCAAUGGCCUCCAUUGAUGGUUGAUUUGGUUGAAAGAGGAGAUUCAAAUUCCUCUCUAAGAAUCACAGCAGUUGUUGGUGACAAGAAUAAUUCAUUCCAUGUACAAACAACAGGCAAAAGACUUCAAGAAUUUGCUGAUUCUAUCAAUCUUCCUUUCAUGUUUGAUCAAGUUCUCUUAAAGGACUUGGAAAAAAUUCAAGUGGUGGAGGGUAAUAACAACUUAAUAGUUAAUGUUAUGAUCCACCAACUUCACAUGCCACAAAGGGGAAGUUCACUAGUCAAGACUUUUUUCAAUGGACUAAGAAGAUUGUCCCCUAAGAUUAUGGUUUUAGUUGAAGAAGAACUCUUCAGUUUGACUAAAAUCCCAUCCAUGUCUUUUGUUGAAUUCUUUUGUGAGGCUCUACACCAUUACACCACAAUAUCUGAUUCAAUUCUUGGAGGGUUUGGUGGAGGAUACAAGUUAGCAUUAAGGGUCAUUGAAAAGGAAUUCUUGGGAGUUAGAAUUUUGGACUCUUUAAGACAAUUCCCUUGUGAGAAAUUAGAAAGAGAAAAAUGGAGUGAAGGGCUUUAUUCUUUAAAAGGUUUUAGGCAAAUUCCAAUGAGUUCAAGUAAUGUGAGACAAGGUAAGCACUUGGUGAGUUUGUUUAGUGGAGGGUAUUGGGUGCAACAUGAGCAUUGCAAAUUGGCUUUGUGCUGGAAAUCAAGGCCUUUGACAAGUGCUUCCAUUUGGGUUCCCACAUCAUCAAGUCCUAGUCCUUCAAGUUCAAUAGCUUUUUAACCUUUUUAAUAUAAAUUUUGGAUUUAUUAUCUAGAUUGGGUUUUAGUUAGUUUUGGAGCUUAUUGAAAUUUUACAAUGUAAAUAUAGUGAAGUAGUUUCGGGAAGAUUGAAUUAAUGAGAUUGUAUUUCUUGAUUAUCAUUCUAAGUGGGUUGCUGUAGCAACUUGGGGCUAACACAAGAACUACUAAUAUAUUAUGGCGUGUUUGGUACGAAGGAAAAUGGAAAAUAUU
Lycium ferocissimum is the source of this 2245-nucleotide messenger RNA. Its product is annotated as protein NODULATION SIGNALING PATHWAY 2-like. The record is from RefSeq and is a predicted model, not a curated record. Gene Ontology annotation, biological process: regulation of DNA-templated transcription. The transcript has a single exon. The coding region runs from base 525 to 2015 and encodes 496 amino acids. Gene Ontology annotation, molecular function: sequence-specific DNA binding; DNA-binding transcription factor activity. NCBI's taxonomy places the organism in Eukaryota, Viridiplantae, Streptophyta, Magnoliopsida, Solanales, Solanaceae. Gene Ontology annotation, cellular component: nucleus.